AUCUCAGAGUCAGAGUCAAAGGCCCAGGGCCAGGCCCAGGGUGCUGCAAUUCGAUUCUUGCAGCCCAGAGCUAGCUUCCGACUUUCCUCCCUUGCUCCGACCUGUGCGCUUUGCAGCGCAUCUGUGACCUUGGACGCCUUUCUCAGGAACUAUCUUACCUCGUGUCAAAGAGUUUGGCAGAUUUGAAGAGGGCUUUGUGGACCAAUCGACGGAGACCGGGAGCAGUUUGUGAGAGGAAGGAAGUUUGUGCUUGCCAAUUCAAUAUCUUCCUUCCUUAUGAGACGAAUUGGAUUCCUUUAUCUGGACACAAGCUCUUAAAAGGUGACUGAGAGCAGUUUUAAAGUUGCAGGGUUUGCGCCAAAGUUAUUCAGAGGGCACCGUCAUGCAGCAAGGGGACAUGGACCCGGAUGAUUUGGAUAGAGACUUUGAGGAGGGCGAGGAGAUGGAGACUUCGAGGGUUGUGCAGAGCUACUACGAUGGAAAAUACAGCCAGUACAUGGUGUGCGGGAACCUGUUUGAGGUGCUGGCAAAGUAUGUCCCGCCUAUAAGGCCAAUAGGCAAGGGGGCGUACGGCAUUGUGUGCUCGGCAAUCAAUUCGGAGACGCAGGAGGAGGUCGCCAUCAAGAAGAUCAGCAACGCGUUUGAGAACCGGAUAGAUGCCAAGCGAACGUUGCGCGAGAUCAAGCUACUGCGACACAUGGACCAUGAAAAUGUUAUUGCAAUUCGGGACAUCAUGCGCCCCCUGGCCGACAUAGGAAAGUACAACGACGUGUAUAUCGUAUACGAGUUGAUGGACACGGACUUGCACCAGAUCAUCCGCUCCAGCCAGCAACUCUCCGAGGACCACUGCCAGUACUUCCUGUACCAGCUGCUGCGCGGCCUCAAGUACAUCCACAGCGCGAACGUGCUCCACCGCGACCUCAAGCCGAGCAACCUGCUGCUCAACGCCAACUGCGACCUCAAGAUCUGCGACUUCGGCCUCGCGCGCACCUCCACGGAGAAGGACUUCAUGACGGAGUACGUCGUGACGCGCUGGUACCGUGCGCCGGAGCUGCUUCUCAAUUGCCAGGAGUACACCGCUGCCAUCGACGUGUGGAGCGUCGGGUGCAUCUUUGCGGAGCUGCUGGGGCGGCGGCCUCUCUUCCCCGGAAAGGAUUACGUCCAUCAACUGAAGCUGAUCACGGAGGUCCUGGGCUCCCCCGAGGAGGGCGACCUGGGCUUUUUGCGCAGCCAGAACGCGAAGCGGUACAUCCAGUCGCUGCCGAAGCAGCAGCGCGUGCCGCUCGCGCAGCUCUACCCGACGGUGCAGCCCAUGGCCAUGGACCUGAUCGACAAGAUGCUCGUGUUCGACCCCAACAAGCGGAUCACCGUCAUUGAGGCGCUGAACCACCCGUAUUUGGCCAGCCUACACGACAUCAAUGACGAGCCGAGCUGCCCGUACCCCUUCAUGUUUGAUUUUGAGCAGCAAAACUUGACAGAAGAUAUUGUACGGGCGCUCAUCUACGAGGAGUCGUGCUUCUAUAACCCGGACCCUCCAGGUCCUGAGGAGGACGUAAUGAUGGGCUAAGUCGAGGAACGGAGUCUUGCAUCGGAGUUGUCAGGUACAUAAGUUACAGUUGCGUCUGAUGUUGACAAACUCGGAUUCAGCUUAUUAGGCGUUGCGCCCAGCGAAUGCACUCAAGCUCGCUGAGUCUCUCCUACUCAUAAAGUCAAAAUCAGUAGGAGAAACUUGCAUGGCAGUGGGCUACAUAGUCUGUCGGUUACGGUCUUCAUUUGUCAAGGCGAUCAACAGCUCAUCGAACGUUUGUUUGUUCUGAUUCCAGAGUUGAGCUGAGUUUCUCAUGGCGA
Messenger RNA from Klebsormidium nitens, 1848 nucleotides. NCBI's taxonomy places the organism in Eukaryota, Viridiplantae, Streptophyta, Klebsormidiophyceae, Klebsormidiales, Klebsormidiaceae. The record is from the annotation of a GenBank genome assembly.